This is a messenger RNA of Cyanidioschyzon merolae strain 10D, 1731 nucleotides long. Its product is annotated as similar to FKBP-type peptidyl-prolyl cis-trans isomerase Mip. The record is from RefSeq and is a predicted model, not a curated record. Lineage: Eukaryota; Rhodophyta; Bangiophyceae; Cyanidiales; Cyanidiaceae. Gene Ontology annotation, cellular component: cytosol. Gene Ontology annotation, biological process: ubiquitin-dependent protein catabolic process. Bases 1 to 1731 code for a protein of 576 amino acids. Gene Ontology annotation, molecular function: peptidyl-prolyl cis-trans isomerase activity; polyubiquitin modification-dependent protein binding. The transcript has a single exon.
AUGCUUACGCUCCAAGUUCGUUGCUUUAACGGCAAGAAGAUAAGUGUCGUACCUAAGAAGGGAGUACACACUUCUGUCUACGAGAUCCAGAAUGAGGUGGAGAAGAGCGCCGGGAUCCCGGUCACGAAUCAGAUGCUGAUGUACCGUGGGCAGGUACUCGAUAAUCCGCAGCAAACGCUAUCAGCGUACGGCAUUGAUGAAGCGCUCACUGAGGUUACUAUGAGCGUAGUGCGGAACGUGAGACCCGGUAUCACGGCUGACAGUGCCACAGUGUCGUCGUCGUCGUCGUCGAGUCGGGCGACGAAGAGCACAGCUGCGGGCGCCUCAAGCGAUUCGAGGAACUCGCGUACAGCCACGUCUGGGACGGCGUCCGCGGCCUCAGCCGGAACCGGAGGAGCAGGAGCAGGCUCAGGCUCACGGGCUGGCCUUGCUGACGUCGAGUCACUUGCGCGGCAACUGCGCAACCUGGGCACAGGUAGCAGCGGUCGAGGCUCGCGGAGCAGCGGCGCCAACCCAGCCAUGGCUGAUCCGAACGCGCUCCUGCAGUCGCUCCUCGCUGGUAACAGCGGCGCCGCAGGUGGCGAUCAGGCGGAUACCAUGAACUGGUUGCAGCAGAUGACCCAGUUAAUGGGCGGACUAUGGGAAUCGCCUGCAAUGCAGGAGUACCUCUCAUCUGCGGAGAAGCAGGAGGAGUCGCGCCAAGCGCUCCUUAACAAUCCUUUUCUGCGUCAAUGGAUGGAUGCGGAUCCGCAAUUUCGUGAAGUUGUGGAGGAUCCUCAGAAAUGGGCUGAGUCUAUGCGCGCUGCCAGAGAGCUAUUCGCCCAGCAGGGAGGUCUGAGUGCCGCCACCGAGGCAGCAGGUCAGACGAGUGGCGCAGCGCGCGCAGCUUCCGCACUCCAUGCAGCGGCAGGUAGCGACCGCAGGCAUCACGACGGUGUGCAUCAGACUUCAUCCCGGCUCAUGGUGGAUACCGGAGACGAUGAACGCGCUGACGACGCAGAGGCCGAAAAUCCCGCCAAGGAGAGUGCUCGGUUGCGAGAUGAGCGCACGCGCGAGCUCGCACGUGCUCAGGGACUGAAUCUCAACGAAUUAUCCAUAGGCUAUGGCUUUGCAUUGGGUCAGGCGUUGUUGAACUCGGGAUUCGGCCUCGAUCACGAGCUUGUGAUUCGCGGCUUUCGUGACGCGCUUGCCGGCAAAGAAUUUCCGGUUAAUAUCGCAAAAUACGAGCGACAGAUGGGCAUCCUACAAGGUAUCGCGAAUGAUGUCGUUGGUGAAAUCAAUUUGCAAGAGGCGGAAGCUUUCUUCGAGACCGCAAAGACAAUGCCAGAACUGUUUAAUGUCCUGGAACCGGAUCGUAUUGUCUGGGAGGAAGUCGACGACGCUGAGCCGUCUGCGACCGCAGGGGGCUCACACAAGAAAUGCGAAAGCGAUGACGUGAACGUCAUGAUGGUGUUGCAAGGCCGUCUAUUGGAUGGGCGCUUCUUCUUUACGUGCCCGUCCGAUGAAAACGGAGAAAUGGUGAAUCCAAUUACCAUGCGCGUGGGUGACGCUCCGCCUGCGCUCAGAAAGAUCGUUCUCGACAUGCACGAGGGCGAGGCGCGCACCGUUUACGUGCACCCGGAAAGCUGCGAGAAUAUGUCCGAAAUGUUCGGACAAAUGCUCCCGAAAAAUGCACUCUUGAUCUUCGAUAUCGAGCUGGUGCAGGUCGACGUACCCAUGGAAGAGGAAUGA